AUGUCACCUCCUGGUAACGUCCUAGUCGUUUCAAACAGAAUACCUGUCACUUUAAAAAAAACUGAAGAUGGUCAAUAUCAAUAUAAUAUGUCCUCUGGUGGGCUAGUCACCGCUUUACAAGGGUUAAAGAAAACAAGUACUUUCCAAUGGUUUGGUUGGCCUGGAUGGGAAGUUCCUGAAAAGGACCAAGCUAAAGUUACGAAAGAUUUAGAUGAAAAAUUCAAUGCAUCACCAGUUUUCCUUAAUGAUGAUGUUGCCGAACUACAUUAUAAUGGGUUCUCAAAUUCAAUCUUGUGGCCAUUGUUCCAUUACCAUCCUGGUGAAAUAAAUUUUGAUGAAAAUGCCUGGGCUGCAUACAAUGAAGCAAACAGAGCUUUUGCAACUGAAAUUAUGAAACAUGUCAAAGAUGGUGAUGUUGUUUGGGUCCAUGAUUAUCAUUUGAUGUUAUUACCCGAAUUACUAAGAGAUGAAAUUCAAAAAAGAGGAAUCAAAGAUGUCAAGUUGGGUUUCUUUUUACAUACACCUUUCCCAUCUUCAGAAAUCUAUAGAAUUUUGCCUGUUAGACAAGAAAUCCUGAAGGGUGUUUUAAGUUGUGAUUUAAUUGGAUUCCAUACUUAUGAUUAUGCAAGACAUUUUCUGUCAUCGGUCGAAAGAAUAUUGGGUGUCAAGACUUUACCAAAUGGUGUUGAAUAUAAAGGUCGUUAUGUUAAUGUCGGUGCCUUCCCAAUUGGUAUUGAUGUUGGUAAUUUCACUGAAGGUUUGAAAAAACCAGAAGUUAUCAAAAGAGUUACUGCUCUUAAGGAGAAAUUCAAAGAUACCAAAAUUAUUGUUGGUGUGGAUAGAUUGGAUUAUAUCAAGGGUGUUCCUCAAAAACUACAUGCUUUCGAAGUUUUCUUGAAUGAGCAUCCGGAAUGGAUUGGUAAAGUUGUUUUGGUCCAACUAGCUGUUCCUUCAAGAGGUGAUGUUGAAGAAUAUCAAUCUUUAAGAGCUACUGUUAAUGAAUUAGUUGGAAGAAUCAAUGGUACAUUUGGUACUGUUGAAUUUGUACCAAUUCAUUUUAUGCAUAAAUCUAUCCCAUUUGAUGAGCUUAUAUCGUUGUACAGUGUGAGUGAUGUUUGCCUUGUCAGUUCAACAAGAGAUGGUAUGAACUUGGUGAGUUAUGAAUACAUUGCAUGUCAAGAAGAAUUAAAAGGUUCAUUGAUUCUUUCAGAAUUUACUGGAGCUGCUCAAUCAUUGAAUGGUGCAUUGAUAGUUAACCCUUGGAAUACUGAUGAAUUAGCUCAAGCCAUUCACGAAAGUCUAACCUUGCCAGAUGAGAAGAGAGCGGCCAACCAUACUAAAUUGUUCAACUAUAUUUCCAAAUACACCAGUGCUUUCUGGGGUGAGAAUUUCGUUAAGGAAUUAUACAAAAUUGACAAUCAAGAUUGA
Hansenula anomala is the source of this 1428-nucleotide messenger RNA. It is a transcript of the gene TPS1, whose product is annotated as alpha,alpha-trehalose-phosphate synthase (UDP-forming) TPS1. Gene Ontology annotation, cellular component: cytosol; alpha,alpha-trehalose-phosphate synthase complex (UDP-forming). The coding region runs from base 1 to 1428 and encodes 475 amino acids. The transcript has a single exon. NCBI's taxonomy places the organism in Eukaryota, Fungi, Ascomycota, Saccharomycetes, Phaffomycetales, Wickerhamomycetaceae. Gene Ontology annotation, molecular function: alpha,alpha-trehalose-phosphate synthase (UDP-forming) activity. Gene Ontology annotation, biological process: trehalose biosynthetic process; cellular response to heat. The record is from RefSeq and is a predicted model, not a curated record.